Molecule: messenger RNA, 1434 nt
Organism: Dendroctonus ponderosae (mountain pine beetle)
Lineage: Eukaryota; Metazoa; Arthropoda; Insecta; Coleoptera; Curculionidae
Exons: 3
Coding region: 928-1413 (161 amino acids)
Source: RefSeq, a predicted model, not a curated record
GCAAGGACAAUUCACAUAAUAAAAAAGUGGAAGUUAUAAUUAAAUAUCGAGUAAAUAGUAAUGGAAAAAUUAAAAUAAAAACCGGAUUUUGUAACGAAAACAUCGAGUAAAGAGUUUCAAGGUAAUUUGCUUUAAGGUCUUAUUAAUGUUUGUUGUUGUAUCUUAAUUAAGUAAAUUGAAUUAAGAGAGUUGGAGAAAAUUAAGUAUUAACAUUCACCAGAAGUUGAAGAAGUUCAGCAUAACAAGGAAUAUAGAAAAAAAAACACUACCAAAAAAAUAAUAACUUUAGCAUGUUACAUGCGAGACAAAUCGAACCUAAUCGGGAAAGAAAUAAUAAAAAAAAUUAUUAAUAAGAAAAUACUCAAUAAAACAUCAGCAGGAAGGAUUGUUGCUCGGAUUUAUAGUCUUUUAAAAUUCAUCUAUCUAUUUAUAUAAGAAAAUCCGAAAAUGUUCAAUGGUUUUUAGUGUGCAAACCAAGAAUCAAUUCCAAUAUACAGGGUGAAACAUAUAUAAGGAUGUGUUUAACGAGACUACGUGUAAUGUUUUUAUAUCUGCCACUUAACGCAACAAUAGCUGAAAUAUUCAGGUACAAUUUCAGAGUGGAAACAGCGCUGACUGUUGCCUUUUGUUCUCAAAAACAUGUUUUACCUCUAACUGAAACAGAAGGAUUAAAGAACCUUUAAAUAAUUGAUUUUUCAGGCUGACAUGUUUUAAGGAAACCGCAAUAUUUGCUACUGCCUGAAAACUCUCCGGGAUAUUUUCACCGUAUGUCCUGCAUACAUUUUCCCGUUUCCCGAUAUUCUGCAAACCCUCGAUCCUGCGAAUGCUCGGUCCUCAAUCCCCCACGUUUAGUGCAAAGCAGGAAAUCGGGAAGUAUAGAUCUGCCUAAAACGCGCUCUCGACUAAUUCCAUUCAAAUCUUAUUAAAAUGGUCGUCGCAACUUUAGAUGAAAUUAAAAUGUUCGCUGUUGGUAUUUUGAUAGUGGCAUGUUUCAGUUGUACAUCCGCAAUUUCCAACAAUCUCACAUGUUACCAGUGCACAAGACACGAUUUGCAGAACUGCGAUAUUCGGGAUCUGAAAGCGUGUGGCUCCCCGUUUGACCGAUGCGCUAUGCACGUCUCGAAGAAUGCUCAGGAAGGCUUGGUAGUAAAGAGGGAAUGUGGAUUGGCGCCGUGCUCAUUUGACGAUGAAUUAAUGGCUUCAGGUCUCGGGAUGCAGUGCAACCCAAAUAGCGACUCAUAUAGCUGCACUUAUUGCUGCAAGGAAAGUGGAUGCAACAAAAGCGCAUCUCGAGCAAAUAACAUAUCGACGUUUCUGUUGAUUUUUUGCCUUGUUCUAGUUUGCCUUUUAAAUGUUGCCAGGGACUUUGUCUCUCCGUAUGUUCCCGGGGAAAAGAUCGAUUUUAAGUUAUAAAUGUAAACUGUUAAAGCCAAA